AGCCGCGAGAUCCCGGCAAUCCGGCCAGAAGGACAAACUCCGCACGUUCGCCUUAGUCUUAACCAUUUGUACUGACUCCAUUUUGAAAGAUUUAAAAAAGGCUCACCGAGAACAAGUUAAUUUAUUUGGAUCGGCAGUGAUCAAACAGAAAGGCGAAACAGGCACAGACUCAAGCGAGGAGGCAAACUCGUUUCAAGGUCACCAUAUCAGAAGUCAACAAAAGGUUCCCGCAAAAAAAAAUGACAGCACUUAGUUUAACAUCACAAGUCUUUUGAAGGCUGUCGCGGGGCGGGCCGUGGGCAGGAAGAAGGGUGUAUUUGUGGAUUGGACAGGAGGAUUUGGGAGUUACUGUUGUCUGGGCAACGAGGGUUGUGGACUUUGCUCCUGGAGUCUUGUCAGUCGUGUUAUCAGGUGGAUAUCGGGCGUUCUCCAUACUCUUUGUGUUGGGACAGACCGUCCCGCCAUCUGUUCUGGACUGUCCAGGAGAAGUGAUUGCGAGAUUGGUGCGUCAAUCUUGCUCAUGACGCACAGGCCAUGUACUACAGACUAGUGGCUGUGGAUUUCACCAAAAUGAAGCUGGGGUAAGCUAAGCUAAACUAUGAAGGAAUCUGACCUAGCCAGACCGCCAUAAUUGCACCAGCCGAACUGCCGCGCUGGCGCAGAUCCAAUGAUCCCGGCCGGCGAGGUCCCGGCAAUCUGGCGAGAAGGGCAAAUUCUGGGUGUUCACCUUAACCCUAAGUACUGACUCCCAUUUUGGAAGGUUUGAAGUUGACAAUUUAUUCGGGUCGACAGCGAUCAAACAGCAAGGCGAAACAGACUCGGGCGAUGAGGCAAGGUCACCACAUUAUACGUCAACAAAAGGUUCCCAAGAAAAAUGGCCACUAUUAGUUAAACAUUGUCUUUUGAAGGCUCUCGCAGGGCGGGCAGUGGUUAGGAGCAAGGGUAUGUUUGGGAUUAUUGUCUGUUUGUGGAUUGGACAUGAGGAUUCGGGAGUUAGUCGUCCAGACAACGAGAGUUGUGCAUUUUGCCACCUCAGCGUCAAAGGGGCGCUUGGACUGUGGUCAGUCAUGUUAUCAAGUGGAUAUUGGGCGUUCUCUGGUUCUCCUUGUGUUGGGACAGACCGUCCCGCCAUUUGUUCUGGAUUGUCCGAUUGUCCGGGAGAACUGAUUGCGAGAGUUGGUGCGUCAAUCUUGCUCAGGACGCACAAGCCAUGUCCUACAGACUGGUGGCUGUGGAUUUCACCAAAAUGAAGCGAGGGUAAGCUUAGCUAAGCUAAACUAUGAAGGAAUCUCACCUUCUAGCCAGACCGCCAGAAUUGCGCCAGCCGAACCGCCGCGCUGGCGCAGAUCCAACGAUCCGGGCCGGCGAGAUCCUGGCAAUACAGCCAGAAGGGCAAACUCCGCGUGUUCACUUUAGUCUUAACCCUUUCCACUGAUUCCAUUUUGAAAGGUUUGAAGUUGACAAUUUAUUCGGGUCGACAGCGAUCAAACAGCAAGGCGAAACAGACUCAGGCGAUGAGGCAAGGUCACCACAUUAUACGUCAACAAAAGGUUCCCAAGAAAAAUGGCCACUAUUAGUUAAACAUUCAGUCUUUUGAAGGCUCUCGCAGGGCAGGCAGUGGUUAGGAACAAGGGUGUGUUUGGGAUUAUUGCCUGUUUGUGGAUUGGACAGGAGGAUUCGGGAGUUACUGUUGUCCAGACGACAAGAGUUGUGGAUUUUGCCAUCUCAGUGUCAAAGGGCCGCUUGGAGUGUGGUCAGUCAUGUUAUCAAGUGGAUAUCAGGCGUUCUCCGGUGCUCCUUAUGUUGGGACAGACCGUCCCGCCAUUUGUUCUGGACUGUCCGGGAGAACUGAUUGCGAGAGUUGGUGCGUCAAUCUUGCUCAGGACGCACAAGCCAUGUCCUACAGACUGGUGGCUGUGGAUUUCACCAAAAUGAAGCGAGGGACAGACGGAGUGAUGCGUACCAUGAACACGGAGAAGCUGAUUAAGACUCUUCCAAUCAUUCAGAACCAGCUCGACGCUCUGCUAGAUUUCCAGGCCAACCCCAACGAACUGACUAACGGUGUGAUCAACUCUGCCUUCAUGCUGCUUUUCAAAGAUUCCAUCAGGCUGUUCGCCGCGUACAACGAAGGGGUCAUCAACCUCUUGGAGAAAUAUUUCGACAUGAAGAAGAACCAAUGCAAAGACGCGCUGGACAUCUACAAGAAGUUCCUUUACAGGAUGACCAAGUUGUCAGAGUUCCUCAAAGUAGCCGAGGAAGUUGGAAUAGAUCAGGGUGACAUCCCCGAUCUCUCGCAGGCCCCCAGCAGCCUCCUGGAGGCUCUGGAGCAACAUCUGGCCUCCCUUGAGGGCAAGAAGACCAAGGAGCUGAAUCCGGACACCAGAGCGUCCACCCUGUCCAACGCCGUCUCGUGUCUGGCCUCUGCCGACCUGUCCUUCGCCCGCAUGGACGAGAAGGAGAAGCAGCUGGCUCUGGAGGAGGAGCAGGCCAGAUUACAAGCUCUUAAGGAUCAGCGAUUAAAGGAGAUUGGCAUGAAAACACCGCCGUCUGCAUCCCCCAGUAGUGCCCACAACAACAACCACGUCGCCCAAACCCCCGAGUUGUUCGGAUCGACGCUCUCGGCCAACAGUGUGCCCAACCUGAACAGCGACCUAUUUGAUCUCCAGCCGGCCUUCAUCCCCGCGGUGCAGUGCACUCCGUCCAUCUCUGCCGCCAACAGCGCCUGGGGAGGACUGGAGAGGCAGCCUUUGGAACAGAACGCCCCCGCCAUGACUGUAGAUUUCGAUGCUGUGUUCGGGAAUAAAGCCGCUCCAGCUAACGACGGAACACAGCCAGCAGCCGGUUUUGACACCCUGGGAGAUCUGCUGAAGCCUACGGUUCCCAUCCACGCCGCCCACCCGCUUCCACCUCAAAUGGUCUUCCAGUCGGGAGGAAAGCUGCUCGCCAACGACCUGGACUCCUCCUUGGCAAACCUCGUAGGCAAUCUGCAAUUUGGCGGAACCCCUUCUAAGAAGCCGGAAAUGCAGUGGAAUCAGCCCGGGGAGAAGAAGCUAACAGGAGGCCAGAACUGGCAGAACAAGACCAUGUCUACAACCCAGUGGAGCCCGGCCCCCAUGGUUCCGCCACCCAUGCCUGUUCCGCACAUGAAUGGAAUGUUCUAUGCUAGUUAUGCUCCAGCUCCCCUGGCUUUCCCCAUGACGACACCUCAAGUGCCUGUGUAUGGAAUGGUGCCCCCCCAGAUGGGUCAGGUGGGCGGGGUACCAGUCAUGGCCCCUCAGCCAAUGAUGUACAACCAGCCUGUCCUCAGACCCACUAACCCCUUUGCAGCCAUGCCUGGAGCGCAGAUGCAGUUUAUGUAAUCCAGUCAAGGGCGGAAGAGGGGGAAUCCAGUGCCAAAAGCGACAAAUUACCACAAAGACAACACGCAAGAAGAGCGGCUAAAAGGACUAAAGACUAUAAAUCCCUGAAACAAUUUGAUGACCUGAGUGAGUGAGGGUGUCAGAUCUGUGGCCGACUAAUGCGAGGGUCUUUGCUGCCACAUUAGCUUUAUUUCAUACUGGUGCUAUUACGUCCCCUCUCCGACUGCGAAUGUGCCAACGUGUGCAUUGUGUUUCUUCGCGCCAUUGCACCGAUUUUGUUCUCGUCCGAUCGUUCGUGGGUCCGACAACGCCAUCACAUCCAGUUUUGUGCGUCAGCAUUUGAAAUCACACCUGCGGCCAUCUUGUGGUCUGAAGUGGAAAUACACCCAAAAUUAGAACUAUAGUAAUUAAGCAUGGCAGGAAGAUGAGUCGUUUUCUUGUCGAUAUCAAUACUCCCAAAAAUUUGAAUAAUGGUUUCAUUAACUCGUUCAGUGUUUCUCCAUUGGCAGGCAAUGUUUAUAACACAAAAAAAUAACAGGAAUUGACCCAAAAUGUACAAGACGUACCUGGAAAUUGCUCAGAAUUAACAAAAAGUGACCAAAAUUAAUGGGGAAAAAAACAGUAAACAAUCAUGUGAAAAAAUUAGGACACCCCUCACUUAUCAAUGUCUGAUAUUUUUUGUUUAUCUCUGGAAAAAAAAAAGUGAUUUAAUUGCAGGUAAACAACCAAAAAAUUAACAUUGUUUUACUCAUUCAAAUCAAAUUUAUCAACAAAAAUGCAUAUUCUAACUGAGGAAAAAGUUAGGACACCCUACCAUCUAAUAGCUAGUGUUACCCCCUUUGACUGAAAUAACUUCAGUUAGACGCUUUUUGUAGACAUCUACCAGUCUUUAACUUCGGUCUGAAAAAAACGUUUGCCCCAC
Corythoichthys intestinalis (scribbled pipefish) is the source of this 4281-nucleotide messenger RNA. Its product is annotated as phosphatidylinositol-binding clathrin assembly protein. The record is from RefSeq and is a predicted model, not a curated record. The transcript has 17 exons. The coding region runs from base 1761 to 3359 and encodes 532 amino acids. Gene Ontology annotation, cellular component: clathrin-coated pit; clathrin-coated vesicle; synaptic vesicle. Lineage: Eukaryota; Metazoa; Chordata; Actinopteri; Syngnathiformes; Syngnathidae. Gene Ontology annotation, molecular function: SNARE binding; 1-phosphatidylinositol binding; phosphatidylinositol-4,5-bisphosphate binding. Gene Ontology annotation, biological process: clathrin coat assembly; clathrin-dependent endocytosis; synaptic vesicle budding from presynaptic endocytic zone membrane.